Schistosoma turkestanicum is the source of this 6160-nucleotide messenger RNA. NCBI's taxonomy places the organism in Eukaryota, Metazoa, Platyhelminthes, Trematoda, Strigeidida, Schistosomatidae. The record is from the annotation of a GenBank genome assembly.
CAACAGUGUGGUGUUGGGGUCGUGAUGGGCUUGGAAUGUUACACAGUGCUGGAAUGUAUAGGAGAGGGCUCAUUCGGACGCGUUUUUCGCGGGAGACGAAAGGAGACAGGACAGAUUGUAGCCAUGAAAUUUAUACCUAAGGUUGGGAAGAGCGAAAAUGCUCUUAAAAACCUCAAGCUUGAAAUUGAAAUAAUGCGAUCAAUGCAUCAUACUAACAUAAUAGAAAUGCAGGACUCAUUUGAAACGGAAAGAGAGGUAGUCGCAAUUACUGAUUACGCCGAAGGAGAUCUUUUUCAAAUAAUCGAGGAUGAUGGCCGUCUUUCUGAGGAAACGGUUAGGUCUGUGGCUUGUCAGUUGGUAUCUGCACUUUAUUACCUUCAUGCCAACCGUAUUCUUCACAGGGAUAUGAAACCGCAAAACAUUCUUCUAGGCCAGGACGGUGUUGUUAAACUUUGUGAUUUUGGAUUCGCUCGAGUCAUGGGUUGGAACACUUUAGUUCUCACAUCUAUAAAGGGAACUCCCUUGUAUAUGGCGCCAGAAAUUAUCGAAGAAAAACCGUAUGACCAUACAGCUGAUCUAUGGGCAUUGGGUUGCAUAUUAUAUGAAAUGUUCGUCGGUACUCCUCCAUUUUAUACAAACAGUAUCUUUCAACUCGUCAAGAUGAUUACCAAGACUUCUAUUCAGUGGCCUCCUGAUAUGUCUACUGUUUUCAAAGAUUUCCUGGCCAGGUUGUUGCAAAAAGAUGUACGACAACGUUUGCAGUGGCCAGAUCUUUUGGAUCAUCCGUUUGUCUGCGAUAAGAUUGAAAUUUCUCCGGGCGUACGUCUUCUUUCUAGUCCAUUAACUCAACCACUAACCCCAAGUCAGCUGGCAGAAAAAGAAAGGCAAAGAUUACUAAUGCUGAGACCAAAUGGGUCAAGAGUACUGAGACGUGCUGGAGUUGAUCAGUUUAGUAAACUUAAGCAGGUAAAAGAAGAAGAUAAACUUGACGACUCUCUAGACCAACGCCGUGGAAAGUCUGUUGUCAAAGAAGUAGCAGGAUCAAAUCAAAAGGGAAAUGUAGUUGAUAAAAGACAUUCAAAACAGUUAUCAGAUAAACCCCCAUCUUCGAAAUAUGGUGAUAAAACGAAAGUAACAAGGCCCAGACCACAUACAAAGGCUAUCGAAGAACAGGACGACCUGAUAAAAAGACCGAGUUCAGCAGAAACUGGCCUGGGUGAGAAUGAAUCAGCUACCCAAAGUGGUUCUACCAGACGACCUCAAAGUUGCGAUGCCUUAGAUUCCAAAAAGAAAACCUCAGAAUGGUCUCAUGUUGAUGACAUUCCAGUUGAGCCUCCAACCCCAAGAGAAAAUCGAAUAAGUACUGAUUACGACCGCGAGAACGCAAUUCGAGAGUAUUUACAACAAAGCCAUCAGGAACAUUGUAAUAAAAAUAGCAAACAACUGUCUGCAGAAAAAGAUGAUCUCCUGAUCGAUAAUAUACAAAAUGACCAGUUGGUGGAAAAAAAUGACACAAAACAUUGUCAUUCAACUGUUAGAAAACAAAGUUCACUUGAUGCGCUUGAUUCAAUGUCGAAAUCAAAUUGUGCAGUUGGGUAUACUGGUUGGUGGUUGAGAGCUAGUGCAGAAGCCUGGGAACGUUUAGCUGAUGCUACAGAUAUUGAGUUUCCUCAUCCACCUGGUUGUGAAGCAGAAAACCCUGGACAUUCUUCAGAAGUCAGACAACCGAAACGAAGAACAGCUCUAAGUUUACUAUGUGACAGUGAAUUCGGCCAAAGGCUAUCAUUGAGGUUAGCAUCGGCCUCAGUUAUUGAUAACAAGGCUUCAUGGGAGUCUAUUCACUCUUGGGCGUCAGCUUUAACUGAAAAUGAUUUAUCGAAAUUUCAUACUCGUCCAGUUUCUGCUGGGACUGUCGCACCAAAAGAGUCGUCAGGUGAUGUAGUAUCGGGACUCGAAGCAGCGGCCUAUUUACGAACUUUACUUCGUUUAGUCACAAAUCUGAUUACUGUCAAAUGCGAUGUUUCAAUUAUUGUACAGUUUUGUGAAGUGACUGAGUUACCAGUGCAAUUAAUUAAAUUAAUGCAAUCAUUUCUGAAUUUUACGAAAUUACAUGAAAAAAUGUGGUAUGAACAAAUUCUCCUGGAUUUAAUAAUUGCAAUGAAUGCUUAUUUUGUGAGUGAAAUUGGUCAAAGACAGAAUAUUCCACAUGCAGUCUUACAAGGUUACACGGAACAUGCUCUUUGUUUUAUUGAGCUUGUACCAAGGUUAGUGAAUCAGGAUUGUGACAAAGAAUUGCACUUACGUGAUCAAACUCUACUAUGUAUUCGUUAUUUAGUUGAACGUAUGGUUGAGAGGCCAUCCACAGUCGUUGAGGAAUUUUUCGGUGAAUUAAAGAAACAUCAUCUUCAAACUAUCAAAACACUAAUCUUGAUGCCAUCUGUCAGCCGGUAUAGUUUAGCUGAUGCUGAUAUUAGUCGCUUAGACGAUAUUCGUGAACAUGCUAUGGGAGCAUUGACUGCUUUCACAUGUCCACUGUCCACAGUAUGUAUAUCGAACGAACAUUUCAAGGAUACUAGUAACAAUGUUUCUGGGAAUGGAACAAAACCAGGGCAUUACUCCAUUCGAACACAUGAUAUUGCUAUGUUUAUUGCGAAUCAACUCUGUGAACCGGAAUUAGAAACUCAUCUUCGUGUGUAUAUUUCUUACCUAUGGAUUAGCCGUUUGUGUAUACACACAGCAAAAGUUUUUUAUGAUUGCAUACAGGCUGAUACUUUAUUUGCUCACUAUUGUAUGAAAAAGUUUCCCGUAUAUUUGGAAGCAAUGCUAGAUUUAUUACGUGGAACUGUUUCAGUAUCCAAAUCUGAUCGUGUAACAUUAGUUGAAUUGGUUAUGCAUUCAUUGACUGCAUUUAUUAUUCAGUUGGGCCAUGUACCAGAAAUAAUAUUACAGAAUAAAGCACAGUUUUGUAAAAUGCUCGUUGAAUCACAUGUUCCAAGUCAUGCAGCUGCAGCAGCUCUACUUUUAUCUCAAAUCUAUGAAUUGGAAGAGUAUAAAAUCCCAGCUAAACCGCAUGAUAUAAUACAGGCAAUGUCAUUAAUUCUAGUUUCUCCGAUAGCUCAAAGUCAGACUGCUCGUAGUCGAUUAUUGGCUGCUUUAAAUGAAUCCACACCAAGAGGUGUGACCAAUUCAAAAGAGAAGACGAAUGAUUCACAUGGUGAAACGGAUCUGUUGAUGACUUUUGGUUUACCACAAAUUUUAUGGCCAGGCAAUUAUGGUUGGCUUGAUGGUUUAUUUAAUUUGGCUCAAAUUAUGUGUACACAGGGAGGAAAUAUGAUUUGGCAAUUAUUUCUGGAAUUUCGUAUACCUGAAAGAAUUUGGCAAUGUUUAGAACAAAUAUUUGAUCUACAUAAAUCAACUAGUGGUAGUAGUAGUAGUUCAUCAUCGGAUUCUGAUCAUGGUAUUGAUUUGGUGAUGUUAUCACCUAGAGGAAUUUUAUCAGCUUUGAAUUUGGCUGCUACAAUUUUCAGCAAGAAGCCGAAAUUAUGCACUGAGAUGUUAUUAUGUAAUCAAAGUCAAAUGUUAUCUGUUCUAAAGCAUUUUUUUACAAUAAAAUGCAUUGAAGAACUACGUAAAAGUGCAUGGGCAGCAUUACAUCCAACUGAUUUAGUAUUGGAUAUACUGAAUUCAUGUGCUCAUCUAUUAUAUUUUCCAUAUAAAAAUGUUGAAGAAGAAUAUAAAAUUGCAUUAACUAAGCUUUAUUUGGAAAAUCAUAUGUUAACUCAUUUUGUUCAUACAUUAUGUCAUAUUUAUAAUUUAACUAAUUCAUAUACACCAUAUAAACAAAAUACAAACAAUACUUAUUUGAAUAAUACUAUUAUUAAUAAUAAGUGUAAAAAUAUUAUCACAUUGAAAUCAUUAGACAAUGAUCCAGUAUUACUUGCACAUACACAAUCUAUCCUAUUGAUUGCAUUUCGAUUAUGCUUUAAUCCAAUUAAUUUACAUGGUAUAGAAUGCUCCGAUGAUAUAUCACAUCUACAUGGAUUAUAUGAUUUAAUUAAUGAAGAAGAAGGAUUAAUUUAUCAAAAAAAUUUAGGUAAACAAUUGAUUAAUUUAUUAUUUGGCUCAGAUUUGGAUGAUUAUGAACCGGAAGUGAAAGCGACACAUGAAUUGAUUCAAUGGUGUUUCAAAUCGCCUAUUAAGGAAAUUCAAUGGGGUGCUAGUGCCUUAUUAUCACAAUUUUUAGCAUUUCGUAUAUUAGAACUAUCUGAUAGAAAAAGUGAUAGUCGUCCAAUCAAACCGGAUCAAAUGACAAUUGUGGAAGAUGAACGAACAGCUGGAAAUUUAGUUUGGUCAUUGUUAACGCCAACUGACCAACCAACUAUACAAAAUCCUCAGAACUUGAUCAAUUUUAUUGAAGAUUCUCAUGUUAUAUUAGCUGUGCACGGUUUAAGUUUAUUGAAUAAUUUAAUGUUAUGUAUGUAUAGUGAAUCAAAUAUGUGUGAUAUCCUACCACAUUUUACCAAUGAACUACAAUGUCAUCAAAUUUGUCGUUUUCAAUUUAAUUCAUCUCAUAGUCCAUUAUUAAAACGUAAAUAUUUAUCUGCGACACCCUCAUCAAUGUCAUUAUCAAGAACGCGAUCUAUUUCAGAUAUGAAAUAUUUAACAUGGUAUUUUGAUAAACCAUUGAAUAUAUGCAUUAAUCAUUUACAACAUACUUGUUCAGUGAUUCGACAAUAUGCCUUAUUAAUUAUUGGUAAUGCGUUAUUUUUAUCCAACGAAUUAUGUACAAACAUUGUGCCCGCUUUGCCAAGAAUUGUUUCAUUACUAACUGAAGAUAGUUCAUCUCGUGUUCGAACAAAUGCUGCUGCUUGUCUUGGAAAUCUCUGUUAUCAUAUCGAUCAGUCGUAUGAUUCUGUGUGUAAAUAUAAAGUUCUUCAAGCGCUUUUAGAAACUGGUUGUCUAGAUGGUGAUCGGCGAGUACAAGAAGCUGCAUUGGCAGCAAUACGAGCUCUUUGUGUUUCACAUCAUCGUAUACGUAAAGAUUUAUCAGUGAUGAAUACAGUGAAAAGAUUGAAUGAUAUGCAAACUGGUUUAAAACGUAUCAGUACAACUCGUACAGGACGUAAAUCAAGUGCUAGAAGUCGUCUGUCAAUCAUACAACUUGGUUUAAUUGAUUACGAUGUGAUUUCACAGCAUGCAACAGUGAUAUGCGAUUUAUUAUGUUCAAAACAAGGAGAUGAAUAGCUAACUAGAAAUUCGAGAAGCAGAAACAUUGAUAAAAACUAAUAAUAAUAAUGAUGAUAAUUCAUAACAAUAAUAUUAAAUGUACAGUUGUAACGAAUUAAUGACAAUUACAUUUUCCGUUCUUUUUGUUUCGACAAUUUCAUUGAUGCCACCAACUAUAGGGUUGUUCGAUAACCAUUCCUCUUUUCCUUAUCUGUGAUGGUUUCAUUAUCGACUAUAAUCAAUUCAUAAUUAUAAUCUAAUAUCAAUAAUGGUACUCUUGAUAUGUACAGUUUUUCACUUCUGUUCAUUGUUUCUAUUUUUAAACAUCCUUUUUUUAUUAAUUAAUUUUUUGGAAAAAGAGAAUAACUCUAUGUUUUGUAUGCAAGUGAUUGCUUUCUUUUUUUUAAAAAAAAUAUUUUUAAAAAAAGACAAUAUUCAUGUAUUUGAAUCUUAUAGUUUUUUUUUUGCUAAUAUACAAUGCAUUAUUUACGUACAUUAAUUACUUCUGCAUUAGAUAUGACAUAUACGCAAGCACACAACACAGCGGUUUAAAUAUAUAUAUAUAUAUAUAUAUAUAUAUAUAUAUAUGAUUGAAGUGGUUGCUUUAGAAAUGUUUACCUGUUUGUGAGUUUUGGUGACAAUUGUUAUUCUACUACCAUAGUUGUCCUGUUUAUCAGAUGUACUUGUUGACCAUAAAAUAAACCGAUGAUGCUGAACGAUGAUGAAUCAUUCAUUUACGUGAAAAGAAGAAAAACAGUUUGUUUGUUUUUUCAUUUAUAUUUUGGUAUUAUUUGUUUGUUUGUUUGUUGUUUUUGUUACAAAUUUUGUUUCUAAGCGAAUAUUUAACAAUUGUUUUUUUGUUUGUAGUUGAAAGCCUCAUGUUCUGUAUACACGAUUUGACUUUUUUUUCGAUAAUUAAACAAUUACUGUGAAG